This is a messenger RNA of Paramecium tetraurelia, 1689 nucleotides long. RefSeq lists its product as uncharacterized. The transcript is spliced from 2 exons. The record is from RefSeq and is a predicted model, not a curated record. NCBI's taxonomy places the organism in Eukaryota, Ciliophora, Oligohymenophorea, Peniculida, Parameciidae. Gene Ontology annotation, cellular component: cytosol.
AUGGGAACCUCACAAUCAUCAUUGAUGUUGGGUUAACCUCUCAAGUAAACAAAAAUGGGAACUCAUUACCCAUGUGGCAUAUUAGAGAGAAAAAUAUAGUUAACAGAUGAACAAGUCAGCACACUGACUAAUUUUAUUAGACUUAAAGAACAGAAUAUGAUAGAACCAAUUUUCCUUAAAAUUCAUGCUGUCCAAAAGGAUGACUCUGGAAUCUUUUGCAACUCCAAUAAUACAAUAAAAAUCUAUACAGAAUUUAGUGAGAUUGACUUAUCAAAUGAGAUAAGAAGAAGACGUAUAACCUCUUAAACCUUUACUAACCAAGAACUUGUCUACAACUUAAAAUAAUUAAUUGAAGCCAUGGCAAUUUAUCAAACGUUCAACAUCCAGUAUAAUUUAUCGUCCAACACAUUGCUUUUUGAUAAAAUCCUCAAGAUCAUGGACCCAUACAUAUUCAAUCUUAAAUCACCCCAAUAGCCACAUUACAAAGACCAAUCUGGCUCUGUAUAUUCAUCAUGGCCAAUAGGAAUUAUACUAUUAGAAAUGAUUACACUCAAUUUAAUGACCAACUUAGUUAACAUGGAUGGAACUUUAAAUACUCACCUUUUUAAUCAUUUAUUAGAGUAAAUCAAUGAACCAUUCUUAAAGUAAUGCUUGCUAUGCAUCUUCGGAGGAAUCCAAAGGCCAACUUUCAUUCAAUUAAGAGAUGAUUUAAAUGGAUAAAUUAUAAGGUUAGAACCAGCCUUCCAAAUGUAGCCAGAAAAUAUGCAACAUCCAACUAAUUUCUCUAUUUAAGAACAAUCAAAAUAUUAUGAAGCCAUUUCUUAAUAACAAUAAAUUACAAAGACUUAAUAGAGUUAACCACUGCCACUCAUUCCAUUAGCCUAAUCUAAUUUAAUUAUCAAUUCAAAUGCUAUUUCUCAAAAAAAGGAAAAUAUCACCCCUAUUUCUACUACUAGAUCUAAUAAUUAAAGUGUUUUAUAAGAAAAAAUAGAAUAAAUCAGAGCCACAUAUUUUAAUCACAAAUACUAAUAGUAACCUUCAUAAGUGUAUUUGUAUCGUAAAAGUCCAGAAAAAUAAUCGGAAACCUCAUCCACUGGAUCAGAAGAUUUGAAGUCCUUUUCUAAAGGCUUAUAAAUAGAUUUAUAAUCUGAUCCAUUUUAUAGAGAACAAGAAUCGGAUGUCAAUACUUUAUCCAAAUAAUUUAAUUUCUAAAAUGAAGAAUAUAUUUGUGAGACUUAUCUAGAUGGCUCUAUUUAUGAAGGAUUUAAGAGGAAUCAAAAAAAAAAUGGACAAGGAAGUCUUUAUUACAGCGACGGAGGUUUCUAUAUUGGACAGUGGCAAAAUGAUGUUAUGAAUGGAUAUGGAUCAUUAUAUUAUCCUUCAGGGAAACUUGCAUAUUAAGGAUGUUGGGUCAAUGGGAAGUUUUAAGGUAAGGGAAUGCUAUUUAAUGAAAAUCCUAAAGAUUGUCAAGAUAUCAAUUAUGAAGAUUUGACCUCCAUUGGUGAUUGCUGGAUUAGUUAUUCAGGAGACUUUGCCUUUGAUAAAAAAUAAGGAAAAGGUGUAUUAAUAUUUACAAAUGGAGAUAGAUUUGAAGGAUAAUUUAAAGACAAUAUGAUAAAUGGACCUGGCACAUUUAAAUCAGGGAAGAAAGUUAUUUCUAGUAUUUGGUCCAAAAAUUUAAUUUUGUGA